AUGUUAAAGCUACAUCUAAGAAAAAUGUCAUCUUCAUCAUCCCAAAACUAUGCUCAAGACUUUGUGAACUUUUUAAACGCUUCACCAACUCCAUAUCAUGCAGUUCAUAAUAUGAAAGCCCACUUAUUGAAAUAUAACUUCAAAGAAUUGAAAGAAACUGAAGCAUGGGAGUUUGGGAACCAAAUUCAACCAAAGGGUAAAUAUUUUGUGACAAGAAAUAACUCAUCGAUCAUUGCCUUUGUUAUAGGAAAUAAAUGGACUGCUGGCAAUCCAAUUGCCAUCACUGGUGCACAUACCGAUUCUCCAGUUUUAAGAAUCAAGCCAAUUUCAAAUAAGGUUAAGGAGAAAUUCCAACAAAUUGGUGUCGAGGUUUACGGCGGUGGUAUCUGGCAUUCAUGGUUCGAUUCAGACCUUUCCAUUGCUGGUAGAGUUAUGUGUAAAGAUGAAAAGUCUGGCAAAAUAGUAUCUCGAUUGGUAGAUCUUAAGAAACCUCUUUUGAAAAUUCCAACUUUAGCGAUUCAUUUAGACAGAACAGUCAAUGAACGUUUUGAAUUUAACAAAGAAGCCCAAUUAUUACCAAUUGCUGGUUUAGUUAAUGAAAGUAAAGGGAAAAAGACAGGAUGUUGCGGUAAUGAAGACUCAGAAUUAUCCGACACCCAAUUUUCUUCCAUAAAAUCGAUUAUUGAAAGACAUCAUGAGGACUUGUUGGAAUUAAUUGUCAAAGAAGUAUCACUACCUUCAAUCAACUCGAUUGAAGAUUUUGAAUUGAUUCUUUACGACAAUAAACCUUCCUGUUUGGGUGGUUUGCACCAGGAAUUUAUUUUCUCUGGUAGAUUAGACAAUUUAACCUCGUGUUUUACUUCCAUGCAUGGUUUAUCUGAAGCAGCGGAUGUAGAUCUAGAAAAUGAAACAGGUAUUCGUUUAAUGUCUUGUUUUGAUCAUGAAGAAAUUGGUUCAUCUACCGCUCAAGGUGCUGAUUCAAAUUUUUUACCAAAUAUUUUGGAGAGACUAACUUUAUCUAAUGCUGAAGGUUAUGUGAAAUCCCUAUUAUUAGAAUCCUCAGCUAAAUCAUUCUUUUUAUCUUCAGAUGUUGCACAUGGUGUUCAUCCAAAUUACGCAUCCAAAUCUGAAGAAGAUCAUAAGCCAGAACUAGGUGCAGGUCCUGUUAUAAAAAUUAACGCCAAUCAACGUUACAUGACUAAUUCACCUGGUUUAGUAUUGAUUAAACAAAUUGCUGACAAGGCUAAAGUCCCCCUACAGUUAUUUGUGGUCAAAAAUGAUUCCCCAUGUGGUUCAACCAUUGGUCCAAUCUUAGCAUCUAAAACUGGUAUAAGAACACUAGAUUUAGGAAACGCUAUUUUAAGUAUGCACUCGAUUAGAGAAACUGGUGCCGCUAGAGAUAUUGCUUCUCAAAUUGGUUUAUUUAAGCAAUAUUUUGCUACUUAUUCUAAAACUUAUGAUGAUAUUGUUGUUUGA
Messenger RNA from Tetrapisispora phaffii CBS 4417, 1476 nucleotides. RefSeq names its product aspartyl aminopeptidase (gene APE4). Gene Ontology annotation, biological process: proteolysis. NCBI's taxonomy places the organism in Eukaryota, Fungi, Ascomycota, Saccharomycetes, Saccharomycetales, Saccharomycetaceae. Gene Ontology annotation, cellular component: fungal-type vacuole. Bases 1 to 1476 code for a protein of 491 amino acids. Gene Ontology annotation, molecular function: metalloaminopeptidase activity; zinc ion binding. The record is from RefSeq and is a predicted model, not a curated record. The transcript has a single exon.